This is a messenger RNA of Anolis carolinensis (green anole), 658 nucleotides long. Its product is annotated as kunitz-type serine protease inhibitor 2-like. The record is from RefSeq and is a predicted model, not a curated record. Gene Ontology annotation, molecular function: serine-type endopeptidase inhibitor activity. The coding region runs from base 142 to 423 and encodes 93 amino acids. NCBI's taxonomy places the organism in Eukaryota, Metazoa, Chordata, Lepidosauria, Squamata, Anolidae. The transcript is spliced from 3 exons.
UUAUUGCAGAACAGGGAGUUACUCUGAAGUAAGCAGACCAACUCCACAAUGUUCUUAUCUGUUGACUAAUUGUUCUACCUACAUUUCCCUAUGGAAGCCUUUAAAAAGUAGCUUUAUUCAACAUCGGGCAUUCACAUCAAAAUGAUGUAUAAUCAUAUUCUCCUCCUCGUCCUCCUUCUUCUGGUCUCCUUGUUUGGACCACUGGAUGCCUAUGAUGAAGAGGAGACCAUAUGCAGCCUUCCAAGGGAAACUGGACGUUGUAGAAGAUCCUUGCGUCGUUUUUACUUUAACAUCGAAACUGGGCAAUGUGAGAUUUUCCAUUACGGUGGCUGCGGUGGAAAUGCAAAUAACUUUUUAACACAGGAUGAAUGCUUUUCAAAGUGUGUAGAAAUGGACAUUAACCUUAUAGGCGCAGAGGAGUAACAAAUCCAACACCUCUGAUCAUCAUGUCCAUUCGUCUGGCCUAUGCAUCUAAGCAGUUUCUCCAUUGGUGAUAUCAACCGAUCCUAAAGAAGAUAAAAAACGAAUGUUUGCCAUUCAUGCUGUUUUCUGGACUUCAUCCGAUUACGCUGGGAAGUGUUCAGAAGUGUUCAGAAGAAGAGACUUCUGUCUAACUCCAUUCCAUAAUAAAAAGGAGUUUUUCCCUACCUUACAAUCA